Closterium sp. Naga37s-1 is the source of this 4170-nucleotide messenger RNA. The record is from the annotation of a GenBank genome assembly. Lineage: Eukaryota; Viridiplantae; Streptophyta; Zygnematophyceae; Desmidiales; Closteriaceae.
AUGCGACCAGUGAUAGAAGAAGAAUGCGAGGGAAUCGAAUCUAAAGAAGAGCCAAGUCCUAAGAAUGCGGAGGUUAACGGAUACUUGGGAGAAAGUUUCAGUCAAUGGAACGCCCGGGAUGGAGGAAGGGAAGGGGAGGAUGGGGAGGUGGCCGAGGAGGCGGCAGCGGAGGAGGAGGGAGAGGAGGAAAAGGAGGAGGAUGGGGAGGAGGAAGAGGAGGAAGAGGACGAGGAAGAGGAGGAGGAAGAGGAGGAAGAGGAGGAGGAGGAGCAGGUGAAAGAGGUGGUUGAAAUGGGGGGUAAAAGUAGCGCGGGAGCGACGCGAUUGGGGUCUGUGGUUGCCAUUGGCGACAGGGGAGAAGGGACGUGGGGCGGCGACGCGGGUGAUGCGGGGGGAGGCUACCUGUGGACAGCAGGGGAUGGGAGGAGAGAAGGGGCUGAAGUUAAUUAUGGAAUUAGUGAUGAGACGAGCGAGGAAAUUGUGAGGGAGAGGGUGGAGGGGACGGAGGAGGAAGCGGGUGAGGAGGAAGGAAGUUCGGUGAUUGAGGGGAGUGGCUCUUGCAGUGGGAGGUCUGAGAGUGCGGAGAGGUCUGAGAGUGCGGAGAGGUCUGAGAGUGCAGGGAGGUCUCAGAGUGAGGAGUCUGAGAGUGACGGGAGGUCACCGAGUGAGAAGGAGUCUGAGAGUGAGGGGAGGCCUCGUACCACCGGCGGUCUGUCGCGUAUGGCGGAAGCGAUUCUGGAGUUCGAGCGGACCGUUAGCGAACAGGAGAAACAGCUCUUAGCGGAGCAAGAGGCAAGAGCAAACAGUGGGUCAGACUUGGACGGUCGGAUUGACUCCGAGGAGGAAAGGAUCAACGGUGUCGCAUCGCCAGAAGAAAUCAUCCCUGCAGCUGCAGCUCCCGCGAAGGCGCAAGCGACUGGAGAUGCGGUUACAGGGUUACCAGCAGCAGUCACAUCGGCAUCAGCAGCAGGUGCUGUCCUGAACUCGCCUGCGUCGGUUCUUCUAGAGCCCCAAGACUCGGUAUCAGGCAGCGAUAGCGCCCGCAGCUUUGUGCUUGAUGAUACGAGCUCGGAUAGCAUGGAAGCAGGAGGGGAGAGGGAGGACGGGGUGGUUUCUGUGAUUGUCACUUCUUCUACCAAUGCCGCUGCUGCUGCGGCUGCUGCGGCUGCUGCUGCUGCUGCUGCUGGUGGUGGUGAUUCUGGUGGUGCUGCUACCGCUCGUGCAGAAACUGCGUUGGCUCUUGUUAAGCAGCAGCUGCUGCAGCAAAGGGAGGGUUCAGCAUGGGAGCAGUCAGAGGAGGAGGAGGAGGAGGAGGAGGAGGAGGAGGAGGAGGAGGAGGAGGAGGAGGAGGAGGAGCGGAAGGGGCCCCUUGUCUUCUCUGCCAUGCCUGCUGCUGCCGUUAGCGCCAAACCUGCAAGUGAUUGUGCCAUAGGUACAUUCCAGAAGAGAUCACCUGCGGGCCCAAUCAUCAAGGCUUCCCUCACCUCCCCUGCUGCUGCCGCCGCCGCUGCUGCUGCUGCUGCUGCUGCCGCCGCUGCUGCUGCUAAUUCUGCUGCUCUACCCCCACUGGUACCAUCUCCCGUUCCCUCUUUCGCCUCCUCACUCCUAGCACCGGAUUCCAUCCCCCCUCCCGUCCCUCACCCCACCACCAUCCCACCCCACCUCCCACCCCGACCCACCCCCUCUCCCUCCUCCUUCCCCUCCCCUCACGCCCACCUCAAAGCCACAGACCCUCUCCUCCUCGCCCUCCCGAAUUCCAACGCUCCCCCGCCGCUCCUAGACGGAAUGGGGUCGGCGAUAGCGCUGCAGGGAGGGGGGUUCCUGGCUUCCAUGUCCGGGCAGCACUUUGGGGAGGGGGCCACGCGGCUGGUGAUGCAAUUCUCCCGCCCCAUGGUCAUCCCAUCGGAGUUAGCAUUGGGAGGAGGAUCGGCUGGAGACGCCUCGUCUAAGCUGCUCCCGCUCCCUUCUGGUGCUGCUAUUGGUGGAAACGCUCUUGGCGCCGCCGCUGGCGCUGCUGCUGCUGCUGCUUCUGCUGCUGGUGCUGAUCCCUCCUCCGUGCUCCCACUCUUGCAACGCCUAGCUGCGGCCUCUGCUGCGGAUCCCUCCGCCCCGUCCCUCACAGACCAAGUCCUGGCGCUCAUGCCCCUCCCAGACAUCAGUGGCAAGCCUCUAGAGCAAAUCGCAGCUGACGGAAUGGCUUAUCUCGAAGGAGGGUGGAACUGGGAGGGGGGAGUGGGAGGUUUGGGAGGUUCGGGAGGGUUGGGAGGAGUGGGAGGGUUGGCGGGAGGGGUUAGAGGGAGUUUGGAGGGGCAGGAGCCGGGACAGGCAGGAGGGUAUCUGCAAGGGAACCAGGGAGGCUAUCUGGAGGGACACCUGGGAGGAUGCCUGGAGGGCGGUUCAGGUGGUUCUUCAGGUGCUAUCAUCAGCCGUGGCAGCUCCUCCGCAGUCUCAGUCUCCCACUCUUCCUCUGCCCUCUCCUCCUCUGCGGCCUCUGCUCUGGCUGUGAGGCGGGCACAGGCAGCAGCAGCGUUGGCUCGCCUGCGGCGCCGGGGGCAGCACCUACUGAGCAACGGAGGAGGAGGUGGAGGGGGAGGAGGAGGGAAAAAGGAUCAACCUCUAGGGAAGUCUGAUGAUGUGGAGGAGGAGGAGGAGAUGGAUAGGGAGCUUAGACAGGCGCUUGCGCUGAUGGGCAAGAGCGGAGGGAACAUGGUUCUAGCUGGUAGGGGUGAUGCCACAGGUAGGGCUCUAGCUACGGGGAUGGGUGCAGCAGGGAACAAUAUGGUUCCUGGUAAGGCUGGGAUGGGAACUGGAACCCUGGCUGGUGCUUUUGAGGGAGUGGGAGUGGGAGAGGGAGAGGAGGAUGAGUAUGUGGGUUUGGGGGAACUGGGGGCGUUGGCUGUGGAGCAGAUUGAAGCUUUGCUGGUGGAGGGGUUGAGAGUGCAGAACGAUCAGAGCGAGUUGCAGGCGCCAGGGGCUAUUACUCUGGGGGAUUCCGGGCAGUUGGGGUACUGUGCGGGUUACCCUGCGGGUUACGUGACUGGCGGGUCGAGGGGUGUUCUGGGCGGUGCUGGUUACCAGGAUAAUGAUAACCAGAUUGCUGGUAACCAGACUGGUGGUUACAACGGGGGACGUGGGCAUGGGGGGUUGCUUGGGGCGGCGCUGACAGUGGAGGAGUGGCAGCAGCUGGAUGCAGGGGUGUGGGAUGCGGUGGAGUCCGAUAGAGAUGCUCUGGAGGUGCUGCGAGCACACUGCAAGGCUCAUGGGAUUGCAGGGCUGCUGGAGGGGAGCGAGGGGGACGAGGGGAAGCAGAAGGUGCUGCGCGGUGCAGAUGGGUUUGGAGGCCAGUUGGUGCCUGCAGGGGGUGUGGAGGCAGGGUGUUUGACCGUAGGAGGCUGGGAGGGUGAGUCUAGGCAGAUGGUGGGAGGCUUUGGAAGGGGAAUGGGGUUGACAGCAGGCCAAGGGAACACUGUAUCAGGGGGUCUGGUGGGUAACAGUGUCACAGGGGGUGUGGGUGGUAACCCUGUAACAGGGGGUAUGUUAGCCAGCCCAGCACAGACAGCGCUACAGCCGUGGCAUGCCACCAGCCCAGCACAGACGGCGCUACAGCCGUGGCAUGCCACCAGCCCAGCACAGACAGCGCUACAGCCGUGGCAUGCCACCAGCCCAGCACAGACGGCGCUACAGCCGUGGCAUGCCACCAGCUCAGCACAGGCGGCGCUACAGCCGUGGAUUGACGCCACAGGCACAGGCCGCCGCAGCCAAAUUACCUCCGCUGCUCCCUCUCAUCCAUCUGCUGCCCCACCCCCAACAUUCCCCCCCACUGCCCCGCCCCGAUUCAAGCUCAAAGCAGUGCAUGUCGCAGGGCUAAAAGCAGAAGAGGCACCAGGGAGGGGGUGGGGGUCGCAGAAGCAAGCACAGUCUGGGGGGAGGUGGCUGGCGGCAAACGGCAUGGGGAAGAAGCAACAGGGGAAGAGCGGUGGUGGGAGUGGGGUGUUUGGGAGGCAUGCGAAGCCGGCUAAGGUGACGGUUCAGCCUGGGGAUACCCUGUGGAGUCUUUCCCAGAAGGUUCAUGGGAGUGGGAUGAAGUGGACGGAAGUGGUGAAGCUGAACCCGCAGAUUCGGAACCCGGACCUGAUCCUGCCGAGCCAGAAGAUUCGGAUGCGGAGGUGA